AUGGGGUACGACCUGGAGAGGUUCGUGGGCUUCGUGAACGAAGGCCUCCUGUGCUGCGUGUGUCGCGACGUGUUACAGCGCCCCCUCCAGGCGCCCUGCGAGCACGCCUUCUGCAGCGCCUGCAUCAGCAGCUGGCUGCUCCAUCACCGCACGUGUCCCGAGGACAGGCAGCCGCUGGACGUGGGCGCCCUCAAGCCUCUCUACAGGUACAUGCGCAACGAUCUGAACCGUCUGCAGAUCCGCUGCGUGAAUGCCGGCCAGGGCUGCGAGGCGUUGUGCUCGCUGGAGGGCCUGCACACGCACGAGGACGAGUGCGACUUUGCCUUUGUAUCGUGCACCAACCCAGGGUGUCCCGCACAGGUGGAGAGGCGAGCUUUGGAGGCUCACCUGUCAGGAUGUAACUUCUGCAGCCGCGAGUGUCCCAACGGCUGCGGCCACACUCUUCUCUCCCUCGAGCAGUCGCAGCACAACUGUGUGGCGGACCUGCGGGCCGAAGUGGAAAUGUUGCGGGUGGAGAUGCUGUGCAAGGUGGACGAGGUGAGACGGGAGAUGGAGUCUCGCUUGGACUCGCAGAGGAGACACAUGGUGCAGAAGGAGUCGCAACUCAAGAACGAAGUCGAGGAAGUGAAGGGCCAGUUGUCGCGCAUAAUGUGUGACGUGCGCGCCCUGCUCGGAGCAGAAAGGCACAGGCGACAAGAGCUAGCAGAGGUGGACCUGGAGAAGAGGGAACUGCUGGAGCUCCUCAGAGACCCGCACCCCGCCAGGAGCCAGCAGUCCGUCGACCCGACGGGCCGAGACCAGGUCCGGGGGGACCGGCCGACACCCGAAUGGGAACUCUGCCAAGAGCCGCUACGGCGCCAGCGGAGGGAGGCGUCUUUACAUCUAUCCGGUCUCUCGCUUCACUCGACUGCGGCUUUAAACGGAUCCGCCGGUCCUCCUUCACCUCAGACGAGUGAAGGUGCACGCAAGAGCGGAACCCGGAGUCUGACGCUGGAUUGCAUCAAGAAGAAGAGCCGUGAGGUCACCGUGAUCUGAGUAGACUGAACCAAAGACUAGCCAAUAAGGAUAGAUCCUUUUUUGUAUGUGCGUGUUUUUUUAAGACUACAGUCUUCUUUACAAUUUUAGAAACAAUAGAAUACAGUAAUCCCUCGCUAAACCCAACAGCGAGUAAGCAGGGGUCCGCUGUAUAAUUUCACAUAAGGAGAAAAAGGAAACCUUAGUGAGCAAUUUCAACUCACACAUUUGAACAUGACCGGAUUAACGCACAUGCCACAGUUAGAGGUCCAUGAAAUAAAGUUGCAAAUACCAACCAGGCCCCACGAUUAGCUAAUGCACAUACGCAUAACAAUAUGGACAGGAAUAAAUGCAAGUAAAGAGCAACAUUUAGCUUGAUAAUAAUAAGUCGUUUUGGAAAUUGUAACAAAUGUUAUCCCCGCGAUAAACGCGGGAUUACGGCACUGAGAAUGAGAUGCGUUUGAAAGGCUUUUGUAUGCAAAUCUACUUUAGUCGAAUUGUUUGUUGUUUGACCUGUGAAUAAACUGAUUAAUUU
Messenger RNA from Phycodurus eques (leafy seadragon), 1549 nucleotides. RefSeq names its product ring finger protein 41, like (gene rnf41l). Gene Ontology annotation, biological process: tumor necrosis factor-mediated signaling pathway; regulation of canonical NF-kappaB signal transduction; positive regulation of JNK cascade. Gene Ontology annotation, cellular component: plasma membrane signaling receptor complex. Gene Ontology annotation, molecular function: zinc ion binding. NCBI's taxonomy places the organism in Eukaryota, Metazoa, Chordata, Actinopteri, Syngnathiformes, Syngnathidae. The record is from RefSeq and is a predicted model, not a curated record.